This is a messenger RNA of Paramormyrops kingsleyae, 2041 nucleotides long. It is a transcript of the gene polr3c, whose product is annotated as polymerase (RNA) III (DNA directed) polypeptide C. Gene Ontology annotation, molecular function: single-stranded DNA binding. The record is from RefSeq and is a predicted model, not a curated record. Lineage: Eukaryota; Metazoa; Chordata; Actinopteri; Osteoglossiformes; Mormyridae. Gene Ontology annotation, cellular component: RNA polymerase III complex. Gene Ontology annotation, biological process: DNA-templated transcription.
AGCGCGGCCGCCUCGGAUCAGUCAGUCCGUCUGCCGGCGCGCUGUUUUCGGCAGUCGGUGCCCGGAAGUGGCCGCUUCGCGCACAGUCCCGGCCGGGGGAGAGGUUCUGUGAGACGGUUCGGGGGACUGCAAGGCGAAGAUGACGGCGCAGGAGGUGCGCCUGUGUGGACUUUUGCUCCAGGAGCACUUUGGUGAGGUGGUGGAGAAGGUGGGCACGCAUCUACUGAGGAUCGGACCCCUAAGCCUACGCGCCAUCGCUCACGAGACCAGCACCCCGCUCGACUUGGUGAAGAAGUCCCUGUGUGUGCUGCUGCAACACAGUCUGUGCUCCUUUGAAGGCACGCAGAAGGGCCCCAGGGGAGUGGUUGAGUACCGCGCCAGCUGCGAGCGCAUCCUGCGCAUGCUGCGUUAUCCGCGAUACAUCUACACAGCCAAGACGCUGUACGGGGACACGGGGGAGCUCAUCGUGGAGGAGGUGCUGCAGCGGGGUCACAUGACCAUGAGCCAUGCCGUGCAAACGGUGGCUGACAGGCUGACCCAUAACAUGGAGGAGGGAUCUAGCAUGGAGUACAGCGAGGUAGUCUCAGCUUUCUCCCGACUGGUAGAAACCCACUUACUUCAGCGCUGCCCCUCCGUGACUGAGGGCCCUCUCCCGGUGGCGUCCUCCGGGGGUCCAGCUGCCUCAGCGACCGUGCCCACCCUGUCGGAGUGUCAGACAGAGCGCUUCAACCUGCCCCCUAUCACCCUCAAAGGUAGGGGUAAACGGCGGUUGUCCAACGAGGAUAAUGAGGCAGAGCAAGCUAGGGGGAAGCGAGCCAGGCUGGAUGAUGCCAACACUAAGACCUCAGGUGACGAAGGGAUCUACUGGCAGGUGAACUUUGAGAGGUUCCACCAGUACUUUCGAGACCAGGCCAUCAUCGGCGCAGUUGCCAGCAAACUGGACCAGACCAGCAGCGAGAUCGUUCGGACCAUGCUGAGGAUGAGCGAGGUGACAACGACCCCCACCGCUGCCUACACACAGCCCUUGUCCGUGAACGAGAUCUUCCGGGCUCUUCCUCCCAGUUACAGCAUCAGCAGGCCAGUUUUGGAGCAGUACCUCACCCUUCUGGUGGAUGACCCGAUGGAGUUUGUGAGCAAAACAGGAGACAGUGGGGGUGGCAUGUAUGCCGUCUAUGUACACAAAGUGCUGACCAGCCUGGCAAGGGCUACACUGGAAUCUGUAGUACAGGAGAGGUUUGGCUCGCGGUCGGCCCGCAUCUUUCGCUUGUUGCUCCGAAAACGCCACCUUGAGCAGAAGCAGGUGGAGGAUUUUGCCAUGAUUCCCGCGAAGGAGGCCAAAGAGAUGCUCUACAUGCUGCUGUCAGAGAACCUGGUCCAGCUGCAGGAAAUCCCGAAGACCCCCGAUCACGCGCCUUCGCGCACCUUCUAUCUGUACACAGUCAACCCGCUGUCCACUGCACGGAUGUUGCUGCAGCAUUGUUACAAGACAGUGGCUAACCUGAUUGUGAGGCGUCUUAAUGAAACCAAGGAGAACAAACGUCUGCUGGAGAAGUCCCAGCGCAUUGAGGCGAUUCUGGCCUCCCUACAAGCCAGCGGGGCGGAGGCGGCUCAGCUCACAGAAGUGGAGGAGAUGAUCACUGCCCCUGAGAGGCAGCAACUGGAGGCCCUCCGUCACCAUGUCAACAAGCUGGAUUCCAGUGAGAACCAGGUGGAUGAGACCAUCUUCCUGCUGGAGUCUCACAUCAGUUCCACGAUGGCUUCACGCUGAGCGAGAUGAAGCGGCAGGGAGGCGCUCUGCACACACAGCUACACCGACGACUACAUGAAGCCUGGGUCGUGUCUCCGGUCGACGCCAGGCCACGCUAGACGCUGCUGUAAAUCUUUCCUCAGCCAUAAGUUUUAUUAAUGGUCCUUAUCUUCAGCAGACAUUAUAGUGUAAUUAAGACUCUAUCUACAUUUUGGCCCUUUUGAAUGGUAGUAAUGUCAAAGGGAAUUAUUGUAUUAAGUUCUAUGAUUUGAUAAUAAAUACUUUCAUUAUGUA